UCCUAUCGCGCCACCACCUCUCUGCGCUUGCGCAUUCAUGCCGUCAAGUUUUCCUUUUCCGGGUCCCAAUUGGAACCGUUGGGCGCAUGCGCCACUGCAGGCUGGCGGCUCGCGGCUCCUUCUUCCGGCCUCCUCCUCAGGCCGGCACCGGCAGAAGCCCGGCGAGCGCGGAGCCCCAAGCGAGUGACCUGCGACCCCGGAAGUGGACCCCAGAUCCUGGGGUUCUCCCUGGUCCGGAGACUAGAGAGCUGUCGCCUGCACCCCGGGAGCAUCCACCCCACGCCCACCUCUGGAUGCCGCCGACGGGUGCCCGGCCCGUGCCCCGCGCCUGCCUGCCAGCUCGGCCCCUCGGAGCAAUUCUGGGCCACGAGUGGGGACGCGGACCCCGCCCCUGAUGCAGCCCCACCCCCGCGUCUGGGCCUUGCACCGCUGACUGUCCCGGUCGGCCCCGCCCCCUGCCCGCACCCUCACGCGGCCGAGCCCCCCUCCCCCGCUGGGGGAGGCCAUGGCGUGAGCGUGAGGCCGGGCCCCGGGGCCCUCAGGCGCCAGACGGGGCAUGGGCCGGGGGCCGCCCCCAUGAGGGUCCCGGGAGUGGGGCGCGCGCAGCAGCGGCGGGGCCAUGGGGUCGCAGGUGUUGCAGAUCCUGCGCCAGGGGGUGUGGGCCUCGCUCACCGGCGGUUGGUUCUUCGACCCGCACCAGAGCACCUUCUCCAACUGCUUUCACCUCUAUGUUUGGAUCUUCCUGCUCAUCUUUCCCUUCUUGCUGUACAUGGUCUUGCCUCCCAGCUUGAUGGUGGCCGGCGUGUACUGCCUUGUGGUGGCUGUCAUCUUUGCUGCCAUCAAGACCGUCAACUAUCGGCUGCAUGCCAUGUUUGACCAGGGCGAGAUCGUGGAGAAGCGCAGCUCUACCAUGGGGGAGCUGGAGGAAGAGCCUGCCCAGGGGGACAGCAAUCCACCCAGGGACCCCGGAGUGGAGAUGACCGUGUUCCGGAAAGUCAGUUCCACACCCCCAGUGCGCUGCAGCUCCCAGCACUCUGUGUUUGGCUUCAACCAGGUCUCGGAGCUGCUGCCCCGAAUGGAGGACUCUGGGCCCCUCAGAGACAUCAAGGAGCUGGUGCGGGAGCAGGGCAGCAACAAUGUGAUCGUGACCUCUGCCGACCGAGAGAUGCUGAAGCUCAGCUCGCAGGAGAAACUGAUUGGAGACCUUCCCCAGACGCCUCCAGGGGCUGUCCCAGACCCCUCUCUUCCCAGUACAGACUCUUCAGAGCCUUCUCCCCUGGCUGGAGAUGGAGCGCCCUGGAGUGGGAGCAGCAUGGCUGACACUCCCAUGAGCCCCCUCCUGAAGGGGAGCCUCAGCCAGGAGCUGAGCAAGAGCUUCCUGACCCUGACCCGGCCUGACCGGGCCCUGGUGAGGACCAGCAGUCGACGGGAGCAACGCAGGGGGGCAGGUGGCUAUCAGCCCCUUGACCGGCGGGGCUCAGGGGAGCCCACGCCCCAGAAAGCGGGCUCCUCAGACUCUUGCUUCAGCGGCACUGAUAGGGAGACAUUGAGCAGCUUCAAGAGUGAGAAGACCAACUCCACCCAUCUGGACAGCCCCCCAGGGGGGCCAGCCCCUGAGGGCAGCGACACAGACCCACCCUCUGAGGCUGAGCUGCCCGCCUCGCCAGACGCCGGGGUCCCCUCAGAUGACACACUGCGUUCCUUUGACACGGUCAUUGGAGCAGGGACGCCACCGGGCCUGGCUGAGCCGCUCCUGGUUGUGCGGCCCAAGGACUUGGCCCUGCUACGGCCUAGCAAACAGCAGCCACCCCUGCGAAGACACUCUCCACCUGGCCGUGCCCCUCGACGGCCCCUGCUUGAAGGUGGGGCCUUCUUUGAGGAUGAAGACACCAGCGAGGGCAGUGAACUGAGUCCAGCCUCCAGUCUCCGAUCGCAGCGCCGCUACAGUACUGACAGCUCUUCUUCUACUUCCUGCUACUCCCCUGAGAGCUCCCGGGGUGCAGCAGGGGGACCUCGAAAGCGGAGAGCCCCCCAUGGGGCUGAGGAGGGAACUGCUGUGCCCCCCAAGCGGCCAUAUGGGACCCAGCGGACGCCUAGUACCGCCAGCGCUAAAACACAUGCCCGAGUGCUGAGCAUGGAUGGGGCUGGGGGUGAUGUUCUGAGGCCCCCACUGGCUGGCUCCAAGGCCGAGCUGGAGGCCCAGGUUGGGGUGGAGCAGGCUGCUGGUGAGCCUGCUGUGCUGCCUGCUGAGGCCCGAAGGGGACCUGCUGCCAACCAGCCCGGCUGGCGGGGGGAGCUGCAGGAAGAAGGUGCCGUGGGGGGAGCAGCUGAGGAGACUGGCAGGCGGGACCGCUCAAGCAGUGUGAGGCGGACCCAGGCCAUUCGGAGACGCCACAAUGCAGGCAGCAACCCCACCCCUCCAGCCUCUGUCAUGGGCUCGCCUCCCAGCCUGCAGGAGGCUCAGCGGGGCCGGGCUGCCUCUCACUCCCGGGCGCUGACUCUGCCCUCUGCGCUGCAUUUCGCCUCUUCACUGUUGCUCACCCGGGCCGGUGCCAGUGUGCAUGAGGCCUGCACCUUUGAUGACACCUCUGAGGGUGCUGUGCACUAUUUCUACGAUGAGAGCGGUGUGCGGCGUUCCUAUACCUUUGGUCUGGCUGGAGGCGGCUACGAGAACCCUGUAGGGCAGCAGGGGGAGCAGGCAGCUAAUGGAGUCUGGGACCGACACUCACAUUCCUCCAGCUUCCACUCAGCUGAUGUCCCUGAGGCCACAGGCGGCCUGAACCUGCUGCAGCCGAGGCCUGUGGUUCUGCAGGGCAUGCAGGUGCGCCGGGUGCCCCUGGAGAUCCCAGAGUUUGACCUGCUGGACCAGGACUCCCUGCACGAAUCCCAGGAGCAGACGCUGAUGGAGGAAGCGCCACCCCGGGCCCAGCAUAGCUAUAAGUACUGGCUUCUCCCUGGCCGCUGGACCUCUGUGCGCUACGAGCGGCUUGCCUUGCUGGCUCUGCUGGACCGGACGCGGGGAGUGCUGGAGAACAUCUUCGGCGUGGGCCUGAGCAGCCUUGUGGCCUUCCUGGGCUACCUGCUGCUGCUCAAGGGCUUCUUCACCGACAUCUGGGUCUUCCAGUUCUGCCUCGUCAUCGCCUCCUGCCAGUACUCCCUACUGAAGAGCGUCCAGCCUGAUGCGGCGUCCCCCAUGCACGGCCACAACUGGGUGAUCGCGUACAGCCGGCCUGUCUACUUCUGCAUCUGCUGUCUGCUCAUCUGGCUGCUGGACGCCCUGGGCUCAGCUCAGCCCUUCCCACCUGUCUCCCUCUAUGGCCUCACGCUUUUCUCCGCCUCCUUCUUCUUCUGUGCCCGAGACGUGGCCACUGUGUUCACCCUGUGCUUCCCCUUCGUCUUCCUCCUGGGCCUCCUGCCCCAGGUCAACACCUGCCUCAUGUACCUGCUGGAGCAAAUAGAUAUGCACGGCUUCGGGGGCACAGCCGCCACCAGCCCGCUCACGGCAGUCUUCAGCCUCUCCCGCAGCCUGCUGGCCGCUGCCCUGCUCUACGGCUUCUGCCUUGGGGCCAUCAAGACUCCGUGGCCAGAGCAGCACGUCCCUGUCCUCUUCUCAGUCUUCUGUGGCCUCCUGGUGGCGCUGUCCUACCACCUGAGCCGGCAGAGCAGCGACCCCACCGUGCUCUGGUCUCUGAUCCGGAGCAAGCUCUUCCCUGAGCUGGAGGAGCGCAGCUUGGAGACAGCCCGGGCCGAGCCCCCGGACCCCUUGCCGGACAAGAUGCGCCAGUCAGUGCGUGAGGUCUUGCACUCCGACCUGGUGAUGUGUGUGGUUAUCGCCGUGCUCACCUUCGCCAUCAGUGCCAGCACCGUCUUUAUUGCCCUGAAGUCGGUGCUGGGUUUCGUGUUGUACGCACUGGCUGGGGCCGUGGGCUUCUUCACACAUUACUUGCUGCCACAACUCCGCAAACAGCUGCCCUGGUUCUGCCUGUCACAGCCUGUGCUGAAGCCACUGGAGUACAGCCAGUAUGAAGUGCGUGGUGCUGCCCAGGUGAUGUGGUUUGAGAAGCUGUAUGCUGGCCUGCAGUGCGUAGAGAAGUACCUCAUCUACCCAGCCGUGGUGCUCAACGCCCUCACGGUGGAUGCCCACACAGUCGUCAGCCACCCGGACAAGUACUGCCUCUACUGCCGGGCGCUGCUGAUGACCGUGGCUGGGCUGAAGCUGCUGCGCUCAGCCUUCUGCUGCCCUCCGCAGCAGUACCUGACGUUGGCCUUCACUGUCCUGCUCUUCCACUUCGACUACCCGCGCCUCUCCCAGGGCUUUCUGCUUGACUACUUCCUCAUGUCCCUGCUUUGCAGCAAGCUGUGGGACCUGCUGUACAAGCUGCGUUUCGUGCUGACCUACAUCGCGCCCUGGCAGAUCACCUGGGGCUCGGCUUUCCACGCCUUUGCCCAGCCCUUUGCCGUGCCACACUCGGCCAUGCUGUUCGUCCAGGCCCUGCUCUCGGGGCUCUUCUCCACACCUCUCAACCCGCUGCUGGGCAGCGCCGUCUUCAUCAUGUCCUAUGCUCGGCCCCUCAAGUUCUGGGAGCGUGACUACAACACUAAACGUGUGGAUCAUUCCAACACCCGCCUGGUCACACAGCUGGACCGGAACCCUGGCGCUGAUGACAACAACCUCAACUCCAUCUUCUACGAGCACCUGGCGCGUUCGCUGCAGCACACGCUGUGUGGGGACCUGGCGCUGGGCCGCUGGGGCAACUACGGCCCUGGUGACUGCUUCGUCCUGGCCUCCGACUACCUCAACGCCCUGGUGCACCUCAUCGAGGUUGGCAAUGGCCUCGUCACCUUCCAGCUGCGUGGCCUUGAGUUCCGGGGCACUUACUGCCAGCAGCGCGAGGUGGAGGCCAUCACCGAGGGUGUGGAGGAGGACGAGGGCUGUUGCUGCUGCGAACCCGGCCACCUGCCACGGGUCCUGUCCUUCAAUGCCGCCUUCGGGCAGCGCUGGCUGGCCUGGGAGGUGACGGCCAGCAAGUACGUGCUGGAGGGCUAUAGCAUCAGUGACAAUAACGCUGCCUCCAUGCUGCAGGUCUUCGACCUCCGCAAGAUCCUCAUCACCUACUAUGUCAAGAGCAUCAUCUACUACGUGAGCCGCUCACCAAAGCUGGAGGCGUGGCUCAGCCACGAGGGCAUCGCGGCAGCCCUGAGGCCUGUGCGGGCGCCCGGCUAUGCCGACUCGGAUCCCACCUUCUCUCUGAGUGUGGAUGAGGACUAUGACCUCCGCCUGUCUGGCCUCUCGCUGCCCUCCUUCUGCGCAGUGCACCUCGAGUGGAUCCAGUACUGUGCCUCCCGGCGCAGCCAGCCCGUGGACCAGGAUUGGAACUCCCCGCUGGUCACGCUGUGUUUUGGCCUAUGUGUGCUGGGCCGCCGGGCCCUGGGGACAGCUUCUCACAGCAUGUCUGCAAGCCUGGAGCCCUUCCUCUACGGCCUGCACGCCCUGUUCAAGGGGGAUUUUCGCAUCACCUCCCCACGCGACGAGUGGGUCUUUGCCGACAUGGACCUGCUUCACCGCGUCGUGGCGCCUGGGGUUCGCAUGGCCCUCAAGCUUCACCAGGACCACUUCACGUCCCCAGAUGAAUAUGAGGAGCCAGCAGCCCUAUACGAUGCCAUUGCGGCCAACGAGGAGCGGCUGGUCAUCUCACAUGAGGGUGACCCGGCAUGGCGCAGCGCCAUCCUCAGCAACACGCCCUCCCUGCUGGCGCUGCGCCACGUCCUGGAUGAUGCCUCUGAUGAGUACAAGAUCAUCAUGCUCAACCGGCGCCACCUCAGCUUCCGAGUCAUCAAGGUGAACCGGGAGUGCGUGCGCGGCCUGUGGGCCGGGCAGCAGCAGGAGCUGGUGUUCCUGCGCAACCGCAAUCCUGAGCGUGGCAGCAUCCAGAAUGCCAAGCAGGCGCUUCGCAACAUGAUCAACUCCUCCUGUGACCAGCCGCUGGGCUACCCCAUCUACGUGUCGCCUCUCACCACCUCGCUGGCUGGCAGCCACCCCCAGCUACGGGCACUGUGGGGUGGCCCCAUCAGCCUGGGUGCCAUUGCCCGCUGGCUCCUGCGCAGCUGGGAGAGGCUUCACAAGGGCUGUGGUGCCGGCUGCAAUAGUGGCGGGAACGUGGAUGAUUCAGACUGUAGCGGGGGCGGUGGCCUGACCUCCCUCAGCAGUAACCCCCCCAUGGCACACCCCACGCCUGAAAACACGGCAGGCAAUGGUGACCAACCCCUCCCACCAGGCCCUGGCUGGGGGCCGCGGCCCUCCCUGAGUGGCUCUGGUGAUGGGCGGCCCCCACCUCUGCUGCAGUGGCCUCCCCCUCGGCUCCCUGGACCACCCCCUGCAUCGCCUACCCCCACAGAGGGUCCCCGGACCUCACGGCCCCCUGGCCCUGGUCUCCUCAGUUCUGAGGGCCCCAGUGGGAAGUGGAGCCUGGGGGGCCGGAAGGGGCUGGGAGGAUCUGAUGGGGAGCCAGCCUCAGGUAGCCCCAAAGGAGGUACCCCCAAAUCUCAGGCGCCUCUAGACCUCAGCCUCAGCCUCAGCCCGGAUGUCAGCACUGAGGCCUCACCCCCCAGAGCUGCCCAGAACAUUCCUUGCUUGGACAGCAGUGCCCCUGAGAGUGGCACACCUAUGGGUGCCCCGGGCGACUGGCCUGCCCCUGUCGAGGAGCGUGAGAGCCCGGCCGCCCAGCCUCUGCUGGAACACCAGUACUGAGCUACGUGGCGCCCACUGGACUUCCUCCUGGGACUCAGUAACGGACCUGCCCUGCUGCCUCUCUGCUGGACCACAGAACUGAGUGGCUUUGGCCUCCGUGUCUGAACCCUGACCUCUGGCUGCCUUGGCCAGAGUACCAAAACUGAAUGACCCAGACCUCUGACCUUGACCCCUGAUCUCUCUCAUCCCCAGUCCAGGGCCUGGGCUACCCAGAUGGAGGCAGUCAGCCUCCCAGCCAGACCCUAAGAGCCAAACCAUGGGCUGGUCCCUCUUGGAGCCCGUGGUCAGGACCACCUCAGCCCCUGGGCCUGCACUGACAGCAGGGGUGGUCCCCUUGGCCUGGACCUGGGGCCUGAAGUGUGGGAAGGGUGGUUUCUUUAUUUCCUUUUUUUUUUGGUUUGUUUUUUUUUUUUUUUUUUUGUGCUUCGGAGACAUCAGAGUUAAUAACACUAUUUUUGAUUUUG
Messenger RNA from Piliocolobus tephrosceles (Ugandan red Colobus), 7212 nucleotides. RefSeq names its product pecanex 3 (gene PCNX3). Gene Ontology annotation, cellular component: membrane. The transcript is spliced from 35 exons. The record is from RefSeq and is a predicted model, not a curated record. Lineage: Eukaryota; Metazoa; Chordata; Mammalia; Primates; Cercopithecidae. Bases 620 to 6748 code for a protein of 2042 amino acids.